This is a messenger RNA of Microstroma glucosiphilum, 543 nucleotides long. RefSeq lists its product as hypothetical. NCBI's taxonomy places the organism in Eukaryota, Fungi, Basidiomycota, Exobasidiomycetes, Microstromatales, Microstromataceae. The record is from RefSeq and is a predicted model, not a curated record. The coding region runs from base 1 to 543 and encodes 180 amino acids. The transcript is spliced from 4 exons. Gene Ontology annotation, biological process: mitochondrial electron transport, NADH to ubiquinone.
AUGGCGGUACUAAAGCACAUCUCGUCCCUCUCCAGGGCAGCCACAAAGGCAUCCACGUCCACUUCGACCAUCUCCCCCCGCCGUCACCUCUCCAGCAGCACCCGCCAUCUCCUCCCCUCCUUUGGCUUCUUCCAACGUCCCACCCAGGUCACCCAGCCUGUAGCCAACAACACUGCAGUGACAGAAGGCACCACUCGUUCUCCUCCCGUAGCUAUGCCUCACACCCCUCCGAAUGUUCCAGAGAAGCAGAGCCCAAACUACCCGACGACCUGGUCAGAGACGCAGAACCCGAGGGAAAUGGCCAUGAGGGGACCUAGGUUCGAGCAAAUGAACAUGGAGUUCCAGCCUCAGCCGCUGAGUGCUAUGGAGAUGGUGCAGAGGGAGCCGAUUAGGCUGAGUCACAAGAGGAUCACCAGCUGUGAUGGAGGCAGCGGCGCUCUCGGCCACCCCAGGGUCUUCAUCAACCUAGACAAGCCCGGACCAAAGGCUUGCCCGUACUGUGGACUUAGAUUCGAGCUGGACCAUGGACAUAGCCACCACUAG